Dothidotthia symphoricarpi CBS 119687 is the source of this 1358-nucleotide messenger RNA. Its product is annotated as D-amino-acid oxidase-like protein. Bases 11 to 1135 code for a protein of 374 amino acids. Gene Ontology annotation, molecular function: D-amino-acid oxidase activity; FAD binding. NCBI's taxonomy places the organism in Eukaryota, Fungi, Ascomycota, Dothideomycetes, Pleosporales, Dothidotthiaceae. The transcript has 4 exons. The record is from RefSeq and is a predicted model, not a curated record.
ACCGCCCAUAAUGGCUUCCUCCACUCCUGAUCCAAAACACAUAACCAUCCUCGGCGCCGGCGUCAUCGGCCUAACAACCUCCCUGGUCCUGUCCUCCACCUACCCCUCGGCCCACAUAACCGUCCUGGCAACCCACUUCCCCGGCGACCGCUCGUUGCAUUACUGCUCACCAUGGGCGGGUGCAAACUGGUGUUCUUUUGCGCACGACAAUGGGCCGCUGGAAGCCUACGACGCUACGACGUUCCAGCGGUUUGGGGCGCUCAUCGACGGCCAGCCGGUUUUUGGCUGCCGGGCUGUGAAUAGCGGGGAGGGUAAUGAAUUGGGAUUAGGACGCAUGGGUAUGUGGGCUGUGUUUGAUGCGGAGAUUGGAGAGACGGGGAUCUUGACCGAGGAGACGGGAGAGGUAUGGUAUGAUGCGUUGGUUGGAGGGUUGAAGCCGCUCAGCGUAGAGCAAUUGCCAAAGGACGCCGUAUUUGGGGUGGAGUUCCCGACUACGUUCAGGAUUAAUACACAGGUUUAUUUGACUUGGCUUCAAGGCCAAGCGUUGAGCCGCGGCAUACAAUUCGUUCGUAGGACUUUCACGUCUGUUGCCGACGUCCUCGCCGACUGCCCCGAGACAACACUUCUAGUCAACUGCACGGGUUUGGGCUCGCUCCAUCUCACCGAUGUCCAAGACAAGAAUCUGUACCCCACGCGCGGGCAGACGUUCCUUGUUGCCGAGCCUAAGAUGCCGAUUGAAAGAAUGUAUCUCCGCUCACCCGCUCGUGUCGAUCCCACAACAACCUACAUAUUCCCACGCCCUCUCGGCGGCGGCGUGAUCCUCGGCGGGAGCCGGGGCGACAACGAUUGGAGUGGAGAAUGGGACGAAGAGCUCGGCCAAGAUAUCCUCCGUCGAUGCUGUGCACUGUGUCCCGAGUUGGGCAAGCCGGAGGACCUACAAGUGAUUGCCCAGAAUAUUGGCUUGAGACCUUCGAGGAAAGGCGGGCCGAGAAUCGAGGCGGAGAGGGGCACGUGGAAGGUACCGGUUGUGCAUUGCUAUGGUCAUGCUGGGGCUGGGUAUCAGUCGUCAUGGGGCACGGCAGAGCGCGUGUUGGAGCUGGUACAGCAGACCUUGAGCAUGAGUUCUAAGCUUUGAAGCAAGAUGUAUCACUCUUGGGGGGUCUUGCUGGUUGGAACAAACAGCGUGGGCUUGGAAAACAUGUGUAGGCAAUUCUUGGUGUCUGAUAUCGAGGAAAUUGGAGUUCUGGCUUUGAGGUUUGCUACAAUCCUCAGUCUCCAUCUUUGCAAUCGAGUUUAUAGAGGGAACAGAAAUGGUUACUCUCCACACAGCGAAAUGAAGCGCAAAUAUCCCAGUGCGA